This is a messenger RNA of Venturia canescens, 2892 nucleotides long. RefSeq lists its product as uncharacterized. NCBI's taxonomy places the organism in Eukaryota, Metazoa, Arthropoda, Insecta, Hymenoptera, Ichneumonidae. Gene Ontology annotation, molecular function: zinc ion binding. Gene Ontology annotation, cellular component: nucleus. The transcript has 7 exons. The record is from RefSeq and is a predicted model, not a curated record. The coding region runs from base 140 to 2374 and encodes 744 amino acids.
CGUACGCGAGUGUUUGCAAGUAGAGUCUUCGUAAUCGCGCCGUCGAAGUGUCACUUGUUUUUUUUUUUGUCUCGUUACUUUCCUUACUCAACUUACAACACGCCUCCCGGAAUUAUGGCGAUUCUUCUUAUUGAAAUAAAUGUCCAAUGAGGAGCGUCUUCGCUCACUUCUCUCCGAUCUUGGCAAAGCGACGCUGAGGGGUGUGAGAAAAUGUCCCAAAUGCGGCACCUAUAACGGCUCUCGAGGCUUGUGUUGCAAAAACAAAUAUUGUAACGCUGUUUUCAAAGAGCCCGGAGAAAGGCGGAAACUAUCCACCGAAGCUUGCAAACUUAUAACCGGAUCUACUACUCAAGUAUUUUCUGUUCGUGUACGCGAUAAAGGACCUGAUUAUCGAGGAUUCGUUCAAUUGCCACUGAUCAAUGCAUCUGUUUCUAACGAAAUCACAACUCUCUUACCACAAACUACCGCUCUGUGCUUUGUCGAUAGUUGUGAAAAAAGUUUUGACACAAGUGUCCUAAAAUGUCACGAAGAAGAUAUUGGCGAUUUGACAGUACCAACGUGUCAGCACAUUCAAGCAGCACUACGAUGUUACGCCGAAGCUCAACCACUUACCUUGAGAAAUUCGAUUCUAUCAUCGUUAAACGUUAACAAUGAAAUCAAGCAAGAAAUCUGGCUGCUUGCAACCGAAACAUCAGGCCCUCUUGUGCAAAGAGUCUCGAAGAAUAUAAUGGCUGUAAAGUGCAAAGCAUCCCCUAAACAUCCCCUGGGGUAUCUUCAUUUUUCAUUUUACGUGACCAAAUUGAAAGAUCGAACGGAGCAUCGAUAUUUGUGCAGUUGUACAGCCUUUAAAGCUCCGAUAAAAGUAAUUGGUGAAAAGGUUGAGAAUCAGACUGUCCCCGCUCAAAGAUGCGCACAUUUUUACGCCUGUGUUUGUGCAUUUGCAAGCGAUCCAAAAUUGUCCGAAGAAUUCGAUUAUUAUAUAAAUCUCGAUCAAUCGGAUUUGAGAGUACAAAAGUCAAUGGACAGUUCGUUUCAAAAUGAUGAGUCUGAUAAAAUCAUUGGAAUGGAUUUGGAAAAUCUCACUCCAGACGACAACGACACACAAUUGCUAAUAUUUCGCGACGAUACUUUGGCUGUGCAGAGUUUAGAUGCUGGAAGACUCGAUAUUGAUUCCAUGAAUUUAGAACCAUCGAUUUUACAGAACAGCAUCGUUGGAAGUAUCGAUGUCGAAUGCGAUCGCGCAUUGCUCGAUGAUAAUAGUAUCAUUUCUCAGAUCCACAAUUCGGAGGUGAUGGAUCAAAGAGUAGUGUUGGAGGGCAACAACGUGAAAAUUUUGGACGAUCAAUCGGAAAUUGAGGCAAAAUACAAUAUAUUGAACAGCAGUGGUUAUUUGUUGGACGAGAGCAACAUAAAAGUACUAAACAGCGGCACCGUUAAAGUGUUGGAAGGCCAAACAAUACUCGAAGCAAAUAAUUUGAAGUUGUUACAUACCAGUGGAAUAAUGGAUGCAUGUGGGAUAAAAAUAAUUGAAAAAAGUGCGUUAUUGCAGUGUGAUUGUAGCGUGGCAUCGCAAAGUGAGCACACGAGUCCAGCAGCAGUAAUGCCUUCAAGUUCGUCGAAAAGAAAAAGGGACGAAAAACUCGCGAGCACGACAAAUACGACGAGCAUAAAUAAUCUAAAUUCGAUCGAGAAUCGAAAAGCGAGAACGAAGCCACCAACGAUAUUAAAAAAAUAUACAAACACGAUGGAAACUUUGGACGAGGCAAACACGAGCCUUUCAUUUAUCAAGUGGCUUGCAUCAAUUACCGAGCGUAUCAACCAAACAAUGCAUUUUCAAUUCGAUGGAAAACCCGAUCCGUUGGUAUUUCACGUGCCUCAAAUCUUUUUCGAUUGCCUUCGCGAACGAAUAUCAUGCGGUGGUAAAAAAAAACGAUUACCCAAUUCAACAACUGCUUUUGUUCGGAAAGAUGGUGUUCCUUUGGGCACUUUUACUAAAUACACUUGGCAGAUAACCAACAUUCUACACGUUAAAAGUAUUUUCGAAACUCCCCUCAUACCGCUCGAGAUCACCAGAAGUUUCGUUCAACAUUCUGACGGCACUUAUGAACUUUACAAACGAGAAGAAACAGAAAUUGAUCGGUUUAAAAAAACCGGUAACAAAGCUCUGAUUAAACCUCUGGAGUUGAAAACGUAUUUGAAAGUUGGAAAUACAUCGCCGAACCAGAUCGAGCCAACGCCAUUUUUGAUUGAAUGGAUACCGGAUAUACUUCCUGUGUCCAAAAUAGGUGAGCUCAGGAUACGAUUUGAGUUCGGGCACGUGAAAAACGAAACCCCUCAAAGGUGGAGAAAGCUGGCCUUAUCUAAAAACUACUGAGCUCGAUAAAAAACAAUGCUUGAAAAAGAAAAUUUUUCUGAAGGAAGGAAGUAAGACAAAAACUUCGAGGAUUCGUUGUUCUCGACGGGAAUCAUUGUUUGAAAAGCAAACAAACGGAAAAUGAAUAUGUGAUAUUCACGCGUCUAGAAAAUAUAGAAAAAUAAUAAUUCGUCUUUAUUCUUUCUCGUAUAUUUGUCAUCAUAUGCAUAGCUCGUGCACUAACGUAAUCGAUUGCGAAAUCGGAAUAGUGUGUGAUGGGUUUAGUGCUGAUUUUGUAUUUAACACGAUGCAAAUCAUUUGUACAUAUUGUGUGUAGUUGAAUUUUCGUUGUGACUUCAGCCUAUUUAGCAAUUCAUCUUUUUAACCAUUUUUCCGUUUUAUCAAUCGAGAAUGAAAAUUACUAUUGUGCAGAUUAAACGAGCGGAUGAAAAGAUGAAUUGGCGAUCGAGGGGUUUGAGACACGAAAAAUACCAACAUUAUUUAUAUUUGUAAAAAUUAAUAAAUUCCUGUUUUCAAUA